Messenger RNA from Gorilla gorilla gorilla (western lowland gorilla), 5483 nucleotides. It is a transcript of the gene MCOLN3, whose product is annotated as mucolipin TRP cation channel 3. The transcript has 13 exons. Gene Ontology annotation, molecular function: NAADP-sensitive calcium-release channel activity. The coding region runs from base 435 to 2096 and encodes 553 amino acids. Lineage: Eukaryota; Metazoa; Chordata; Mammalia; Primates; Hominidae. The record is from RefSeq and is a predicted model, not a curated record. Gene Ontology annotation, cellular component: plasma membrane; lysosomal membrane.
CGCGGAGCCCGGCAACCACCUGAGGGGCCUUGGCCAGGAGGGGGUGGCCCCCCGGCGCCGGCGGCAGCUCCGGAGCAAACCUGGCAAACCCGAGCAGGGCGGUGCGGGUUGCUCAGGGAGAAAAUGAAGGGAGUGAUAGGGUGGGGGUGGCAGGGAACGGGCACAACGCCGGCUUCCUCCGGACGGCCUCCUGCGUCCCACCUGUGCUCCUGAAAAGCGGCCCCCGAGAGGGCGCGGCGGGAACCCGAGCCGGGAGUAGGGUCACGAGUUAAAGCGGCGGGGGCGGGAGGAUGCGCGGGCGGCGGACGGGGCGCUCUCCUCCCGUCUGACUCUGGGCGGAGCGGGGCUCGAGGCUGCUGGAGCCGCUCGCUGACUCGCCGUGCGCCCUCGCCGCGGACACCGGAGCUGCGGCCGCUCCCCGCUGUCCCCCAGAGAUGGCAGAUCCUGAGGUACUUGUAAGUAGCUGCAGCUCUCAUGAAGAGGAAAAUCGCUGCAAUUUUAACCAGCAAACAUCUCCAUCUGAGGAGCUUCUAUUAGAAGACCAGAUGAGGCGAAAACUCAAAUUUUUUUUCAUGAAUCCCUGUGAGAAGUUCUGGGCUCGAGGUAGAAAACCAUGGAAACUUGCCAUACAAAUUCUAAAAAUUGCAAUGGUGACUAUCCAGCUGGUCUUAUUUGGGCUAAGUAACCAGAUGGUGGUAGCUUUCAAGGAAGAGAAUACUAUAGCAUUCAAACACCUUUUCCUAAAAGGAUAUAUGGACCGAAUGGAUGACACAUAUGCAGUGUACACACAAAGUGACGUGUAUGAUCAGUUAAUCUUCGCAGUAAACCAGUACUUGCAGCUAUACAAUGUCUCCGUUGGGAAUCAUGCUUAUGAGAACAAAGGUACCAAGCAAUCUGCUAUGGCAAUCUGUCAGCACUUCUACAAGCGAGGAAACAUCUACCCUGGAAAUGAUACCUUUGACAUCGAUCCAGAAAUUGAAACUGAGUGUUUCUUUGUGGAGCCAGAUGAACCUUUUCACAUUGGGACACCAGCAGAAAAUAAACUGAACUUAACACUGGACUUCCACAGACUCCUAACAGUGGAGCUUCAGUUUAAACUGAAAGCCAUUAAUCUGCAGACAGUUCGUCAUCAAGAACUCCCUGACUGUUAUGACUUUACUCUGACUAUAACAUUUGACAACAAGGCCCAUAGUGGAAGAAUUAAAAUAAGUUUAGAUAAUGACAUUUCCAUCAGAGAAUGUAAAGACUGGCAUGUAUCUGGAUCAAUUCAGAAGAACACUCAUUACAUGAUGAUCUUUGAUGCCUUUGUCAUUCUGACUUGCUUGGUUUCAUUAAUCCUCUGCAUUAGAUCUGUGAUUAGAGGACUUCAGCUUCAGCAGGAGUUUGUCAAUUUUUUCCUCCUCCAUUAUAAGAAGGAAGUUUCUGUUUCUGAUCAAAUGGAAUUUGUCAAUGGAUGGUACAUUAUGAUUAUUAUUAGUGACAUAUUGACAAUCAUUGGAUCAAUUCUAAAAAUGGAAAUCCAAGCUAAGAGUCUAACUAGUUAUGAUGUCUGUAGCAUACUUCUUGGGACUUCUACCAUGCUUGUGUGGCUUGGAGUCAUCCGAUACCUCGGUUUCUUUGCAAAGUACAAUCUCCUCAUUUUGACCCUUCAGGCAGCGCUGCCCAAUGUCAUCAGGUUCUGCUGCUGUGCAGCUAUGAUUUACUUAGGUUACUGCUUCUGUGGAUGGAUCGUGCUGGGGCCUUACCAUGACAAGUUUCGUUCUCUGAACAUGGUCUCUGAGUGCCUUUUCUCUCUGAUAAAUGGAGAUGAUAUGUUUGCCACGUUUGCAAAAAUGCAGCAAAAAAGUUACUUAGUCUGGCUGUUUAGUAGAAUUUACCUCUACUCAUUCAUCAGCCUCUUUAUAUAUAUGAUUUUAAGUCUUUUCAUUGCACUGAUCACUGAUACAUACGAAACAAUUAAGCAAUACCAACAAGAUGGCUUCCCAGAGACUGAACUUCGUACAUUUAUAUCAGAAUGCAAAGAUCUACCCAACUCUGGAAAAUACAGAUUAGAAGAUGACCCUCCAGUAUCUUUAUUCUGCUGUUGUAAAAAGUAGCUAUCAGGUUUAUCUGUACUUUAGAGGAAAAUAUAAUGUGUAGCUGAGUUGGAACACUGUGGAUAUUCUGAGAUCAGAUGUAGUAUGUUUGAAGACUGUUAUUUUUGAGCUAAUUGAGACCUAUAAUUCACCAAUAACUGUUUAUAUUUUUAAAAGCAAUAUUUAAUGUCUUUGCAGCUUUAUGCUGGGCUUGUUUUUAAAAAAACUUUAAUGAGGAAAGCUAUUGGAUUAUUAUUAUUUCUUGUUUAUUUUGCCAUGGCUUUAGAAUGUAUUCUGUAUGCCUCUCUUUUGCUCUGAUACUCUUGCUUCCUGCUAUUCUGAUUGUGCAGACUGUGUAAUUAGUGGAAAACAAUCCUUGGUCUGACUGUGACUUUGGACAACUCAGUAACCCUGGCUUGGACCACUCUCAGGAGUCCAUCCUUGAGAGAGUGGGUGUAGUUACCAUUUAUACAGUAAUCAUUGCAUUUUAAAAUCUUCUCUUGAAAGGAAGAAUAAGAGUGCACCAGAAUAAGAGCGCACCAGAAUAAGAGCGCACCAGCUAACAAUGUGAUACGGCCAUAUGUCACUUAAGGAUAGAGAUAUGUUCUGAGAAAUGUGUCAUUAGGCGAUUUUGUCAUUAAACAUCAUAGCAUGUACUUCCACAAACCUAGAUGGUAUAGCCUACUACACACCUAGGCUAUUUGGUAUAGCCUGUUGGUCCUGGGGUACAAAUCUGUACAACAUGUUACUGUAUUGAAUACAGUAGGCAAUUGUAACACAAUGGUAAGUAUCUAAACAUAGAAAAGGGACAGUAAAAAUAUGGUUUUAUAAUCUUCUGGGACCACCAUCGUAUAUGCGGUACAUCGUUAACCAAAACAUCGUUAUCCAGCAUAUGACUGUAUUUGGUUAUGAAAGCCAACUGUUACUUGAUUCUGCCUUUAGUUCUUAAGAGGAUCAGGUUUUUAAAUACUCAUUUACAAGUUUUCUAUCCUCCUUCAGUGUUAAAGUAGAAAGUAAAAAGAGUAUCUUAUACAUGCAUGAAAUUAAAGCAUAUACCAAAUGCAUUUUUGAUCAAGUAAUUAUUAUUUUAUUAGUACUUGAGCAGCCUGUUAAAACUAGUGAUGUACUAUACCUUUCAUAGGCACAUUAUGUCUCACAGCGAAGUGUUUUGGGGUGAGAGGCUGUGGUUUUAUGGGGCAAGGUUCUAUAACUCACAUUAAAAAUAUUUUGGGGCUAUGCACAGUGGCUUAUGCCUGUAAUACCUGCACUUUGGGAGGCCAAGGCAGGAGGAUUGCGAGAGCCCAGGAGUUUGAGACCAGCCUAGGCAACAUAGUGAGACUCAUCUCUACAAGAAAAACAGAAAAAACUAACUGGGUGUGGUGGUACACGCCUGUAGUCCCAGCUACUUGGGAGGCUAAGGCAGGAGGAUUGCUUGAGCCCAGGAAGUCGACAGCAGUGAGCUGUGAUCAUGCCACUGCACUCUGGCCUGGGUGACAGAGUGAGACUCUGAUUCAAAUAUGUACACACACAUAUAUAUGUGAAAAUAAUUAUGCUUAAAAUUUUAAGACAAGAUAACUGUAUGCUGUAAAAAGACAUAAAAAUAGUCUCCUUAUAGACUGCUAAUUGAGAAUUGCAGGGAUUUUCAACACAUGAAUAUUUAUUGUGUUUACUAUUUAUUCAAAUAGAAGUGAAUUCAGUUAUGUGCAGUAAAGAUCUUCUCAAAGCAAACUUUUUUUAAAAAAACUGAUUUUUAAAUUCCUAAUUUUGUUUUACUGAGAUUUUAUUAUUUAAUUAUAAUGACAGUCAUAAUAAUGACUCCAGGUGUUGAAAUGGGAGGUUUUAUAACAGGUAUAAGCUGUUUCUGAAGUACCUGAGGCUUUAAAAAAAAAAAAUCUAAAUAUCUAAGUGACUAUUUUGGGGGCAGUUCUAAUAUUUAUAAUACUAUCACUUUUAGAAAUUACUAGAAUUCUAUGUGAGUUUUGAAAUCAUGUUUAUUAUCUGAUAAAUCCUUUUCUUUACAUCUUGUGAGAUUUUUAGACUAACAGUACUUCAAUGGAAACAUGAAACCAUUGACGCAGUGUUGGGCCUGGAGUUUUGCUUUGCUCUGAAGUCAUUAUGUUUCUUCUGUAGAAUCACAGCCAAUGAGUUGGUGCCUUCACAUCUCUCUCCUAUUUCUCCAGGCUCUCUUAUUGUGGCAGGAGUCCCUGAUAAAUUCCAAGGCUUAAUUUUUAGUAAUGAUGUCCAUGAGAGAAUAGCUCUUCUGUCUACUGAAAGAAAUAGCACUGACUGACUUUUUUGAACUGUCCUCAAACCAGUACAAUGGCCUGAUCUGGGUAGGCAGAUAAAUUAUGGGCCAUUUUAGAGUUCUCCUUACAUGUAUAUAUGUAUCAUAGAGAAUGUCAAGGCAGUUGUAAGAAAGAACAUAGAAUGGAAGUCACUUUUCUUCCAGGCUUCUAGUCUUCUUAUCCCAGGAAAUCAGGGCUGGAUUUUUGUCGAUGAAACCCCCUUUUUCUGGAAGUCAGAUUCUCUGUCCCCUCCUCUUGCCAUAAUGAUUUUCAGGGUUGUAAGCAUAAGGGAAUUUUUUUUUUUUUUGAGAUAGAGUCUUGCUCUGUUUCCUAGGCUGGAGGCUGGAGUAUAGUGGAGCAAUCUCACCUCACUUCAACCUCCGCCUCCCAGGUUCAAGCGAUUCUUGUGCCUUAGCCUCCAGAGUAGCUGAAACUACAAGCACGCACCACCACGCCUGGCUAUUCUUUUUGGUAUUUUUAGUAGAGACAGGGUUUUGCUAUGUGGGCCAGGCUGGUCUUGAACUCCUGUCCUCAAGUGAUCUGCCCGCAUCAGCCUCCCAAAGUGCUGGAAUUAUAGGUGUGAGCCACCAUGCCCGGCCCACUGGGGGAUCUUGUUAAAAUCAUGAAUGUACAGGUAAUACCAGCAGAGAUAUUCAUAUUCUCUCUCUCUCCUCUUUCUUUCUCUCUUUUCUUUCUCUUUCUCUUUUUGUCUUUCUCUUUAUCAAAGCCUAAGCACAGAUUCUUAUUCAUCAUGUCCUGGGGGAGGCCAGGAAUCUGCCAUUUUUAGCCGGCACACAAAGUGAUUCUGAUACAAGUGGUUUGUGGUGGCUGCAGGGCCCAGAGCUCAACCAGGAACAGAUAAAUCCCUUUGUUGGGCUACAAAUAAGUUGUUUAUAAGUCUCAGUAUUCAGAAUGGUCUUCUAUCACUCAAGAGAGAAACCACAGUAGUCAAGAGAGAAACACCAAGAAAAUGGGCUUAUAGAUAUCAAUGUGGAUAUUUUAGUAUUUGUGUCUGUAAAAAUCGUUUUCGUGCAGACAUUGAUUUUGCUGAUGUUACAUUUUUUUAAACAAUUCAGAUGCCAUUUUCUUUUUUCACUCAAUAAAGUUUUAAAUUAUCUAAUAC